Culicoides brevitarsis is the source of this 2879-nucleotide messenger RNA. It is a transcript of the gene eIF4B, whose product is annotated as eukaryotic translation initiation factor 4B. The record is from RefSeq and is a predicted model, not a curated record. The transcript has 4 exons. Lineage: Eukaryota; Metazoa; Arthropoda; Insecta; Diptera; Ceratopogonidae. Gene Ontology annotation, molecular function: RNA binding. The coding region runs from base 96 to 1796 and encodes 566 amino acids.
GGUUAAAAAUGACAACGCCUCAACUUGAAAAAAUCUUGAAAUCGACCCACGACGCAAAAUGUGAAGGAAUGCCAAACUAAACGUCAAUAAAAAUCAUGUCGACAGGCAAAAAGGGAAAAAAGAGUAAAGGAAAGAAAAUUUCUUUGCAAGAGUUUGUGCAAGUGCCCGGCGGAACUGGCGUAACUCAGGUUCAGGUGCCCACGAAGCUCAGUUGGGCCGACGAGUGCGACGAAGACGAUGACAUCCAAUCGACCAGCACGAAAAUCAUCGAGCUGCCAACAGCUCCGCGCGCUGCCCGUUUAUUAAAUGACGACUGCGUUCCGGCAAAUCCCCCGUUUUUGGUUUACUUAUCUAAUCUGCCGUACGACGUCGAAGACGAAGACAUUGAGGAAUUUUUCCGCAACUUUAUCGUCGUUACGAUCCGUUUGCCACGCGACGAUGACGGCACAAAAUCACGCGGUUACGGCUACGUCGAAUUCGAGACGCGCGAAGAGCUGAUCGAUGCGUUGUCGAUGCCCGAUCCGACAAUUCGUGGGCGUCGCAUCAAAAUUGACUUGACGAGUGAAAAUGAUGGGCGACGCGGCGGAAGAAAUAAUCGCUAUGGCGACAAUUACGGCAGCUCCGAUCGCAAUAACACAAAUUGGCGUGAUCGACAAGAUGGCGGCUUCGCAGGGGGACGAGAUCAGGUCGAUGGCGGAAGACGACGCAACGAUUACGGAAACAGACGAGGAAAUGAUCGUGAACCUGUUGUCGUUGAAGCGGGCGAAGAAGGCUCUUGGCGCAUGGGAGACAGACCGAAAUACAGUCCGCCACGCGAACGCAAACAAUACGAUAGACCGCCACGUGACGAUCGCGACAACAAUUUCCGGGACAACAACAGAGAUCGAUUCGGCGGAAGACGACGCAACGACUACAACGAUCGCGGCGGCGGCGCGCAAGAAGAAGAAGUUCAAGCGGAACGUCCCAAGUUGAAUUUGAAGCCACGAACAUUGCCGAUGCCGGAAUUGACAUUCCCGAAGGAAGAACAAAUCCCGACGGCGUUCAAGAAUACGAAACAAAAUGGCGAUGCCGAGCACGGUGAUGAUGUUCAGCAAAACGGAGAUCACGAAGAGGAGCCUGUUGUCGAAGAAAAGCCCAAACCACGCGGAGCUCCGAGUGCAGCAGUUUUCGGAGACGCAAAACCCGUCGAUACUGCAGCCAAGGAACGUGAAGUUGAGGAGAAACUCGCGCAACGACGUCUCGAACUCAAACAAAAGGCUGAAGAGGAGCGCAAACGGUUGGCAGAGUCGAAAGAAAAUGAAGGAAAUAAAGAGGAAGGCGACGAAAAUGGGCACGACGAAGAGACAAAUAGUGAGCAACAACCCAAAUCUGCCGAACCUGUCAAGAGUUGGCGCACGAAAGACGACGACAAUAGACCGCGUAACAAAAAUUAUAGUCCUGAACGCGACAACAGAGGAGGACCUCCAAGGAGGCAUGACGGCAAACUAAGAGAUCGCAACUACAACCGAGAUAAUCGUGACAAUCGUGAUCACAGACCCAACAAUGACAGAUACGGUAACAACAGGAAUAACCGAAACUACAAUCAAAAGGAUGGUCGAGGCGGAUAUCGCGGCGGAGAUCGUGAUCGGGGACACGGAGGUCCUCCGCCAAGGCAUCAAGAUCGUGAACGCCGCGAAUACAAUCGCGAUCCGCGAGAUAUUGAAGAACGUAUGCCGAAACUCAAGCCGAGUGAGGGAGCGAACUUUUCUGUAUCCAAUACAUUUGCUGGUUUGGUCGUCGAUGACCUGGAAGAGUGAAAAUACCUUCGAAAUUAUCGUGCAGCAACAAAACCUGGUGUAAGUAAGAGCUGCAAAGAAUGAAAGCAUUAAAAAAAAGAGUAAAAAAAUUAUUUGUGACGAAAAUUAACGGUUAAAAAAUUAUUAAAACAAAGCAAAAUAUUUUAUCAACUUUUGACAUUUAAAUCUGCAAAGAAAAAAAACUCGUUCGUACGUUAGUUCGUUCGUGGAAUGCCUAUCCAAAUAUAAAAUAAAAAAAUAAACCAAAAUAUAUUCUCAUUGUGAAGAAAAAUUAAAUAUAAAUAAUCUUCUGCGACAAAAAAAAAAUAAAUAUACAAAAAAGGAGAAAGAAGCCUCAGGGCGCCCACAAUACAAAUUUUGAUACAGAACUACGUUGUUUCACGUGCGACAUCACCUUUAAUACAAGGGAAAAUCAUAUUUACGCAUAAAACGGUUGAAAAACGAGAAAAAAUACGAAAUAAGAUUAAUCAUUGUAAUAAAAAAAAGACGUUUAAUGUUCAUCAAACCUUGAGAAAAAAAAUAAAAAUAAAAUGAAAAUAAACGCAAAAAAUCGUAGGAUGGCAAAACAAAGAUUGAGACGGGCUGUAGAAUUUGUAAACAUAGGAAGCUUUAGUAAUAAUUUUCUUUUAUUUUCUCAGAAACUACAGACCCUCCCAGAAUUGCGACUUUCGUAGUUUCAAUUCUGGGAGGGAUUCGUAAAAAAAAGCUCCUUUUUAACUACUAAACAAAAAAUUGUACAGUUCGCUGUUUAUUUUGGGAACAAUUUUCUUUUUUUUUAUCCACCUUUUGUGUGAGAACAGUAGCUCAACAAUGCACCAAUGAGAAUAUAUUAAUUAUGUUUAGUUUAAAAGUUAAAGUCGUCGAAGAUAAAUAUUUUUUUGUUCCAUUAUUUUUUUUUUGUUGAAUAGUAAAAUACAUAUAAUAAUAACAGAGUGUUUUUUAAUCGGAUAUGGAAAAAAUGAUUUUUGUCUAUAAAUAAACAUAAAGAAAAAAAAGUAAAAAAAAAAUAAUCAUAAUAUUAAUAUUGUAUCCCAUUUGUAAAACUUUAUUAUUAAUUAAACAUAAAAUAUGUGUAAAUUAAUU